Molecule: messenger RNA, 1306 nt
Organism: Drosophila suzukii
Lineage: Eukaryota; Metazoa; Arthropoda; Insecta; Diptera; Drosophilidae
Product: EARP-interacting protein homolog
Biological process (GO): protein ubiquitination
Molecular function (GO): protein binding
Source: RefSeq, a predicted model, not a curated record
UCUUGUGUACGUAUGUCGUGUACCUAUUUCAGAUCAAAAUCAAAACAUUGCAACUUUUUUUUACUCCAAUUGAAAUGGAAGAAAACAGCUUGAUCUAUGGUCUAGAACUCCAGGCGAGGGCCUUGACACCCCAAUAUGGAGAAAGCAACGAUGUGUGCUUCUUUAUAGCCACAAACUCCUUGAAACCCACGAACCAAGUGCAUUUGAUUCAGUACGAGGAGGAACAGGGAACAGUACAAUCAAAGGUUUUCGAGCAUGCCUUGGGUGAAGUGUGGAAACUGAAUAGCUGCCCCCAUAAUCCCCGCCUGUUGGCCUCCGUCUACAAUGUCCAAAAAGGAGCACAGGUGCUCACUCAGUCGGCCUUAUUAACACUUCCUGAGGAUCUAAACCCGGAUCCAGAACACCUGAAGUCGGAGUACCUGCCCUGGGAGCAGGUCGAGGUCCUGGACACCGAAUCCCUUGGAGAACGUGUGAAAACCAUCGAAUUUCACCCUAGUCAGGAGCAAAUCCUUGCCUGCGUGGUGGACAACAAGGUGGCGGUGAUGCAGAGGGCGGAAGCCUCCACCCGCGUGGUGGCCGAGGUGCCCACCAGUGGAUCCUCCAGCGGAUCUGCCAAGCACACGCUGCAUUUCACCACCGGCAAGUGGUCGCACCACCAUCAGGGUCACCAGUUCCUCACCCUCCAAGAUGGCAAUCUGAGCGCCUACGAUGUGCGCGAUACGCAGCACUGUGCAUGGAGCAUCAGCGAUGCCCACGGACAGAUGGUGCGCGACCUGGAUUGCAAUCCCAACAAGCAGUGCCACCUGGUUACGGGUGGGGAUGAUGGCUACCUGAGGAUCUGGGAUUGCCGAAUGCCAAAGGCUCCGGUCUUCGAGCGCUCCGAUCACUCCCAUUGGGUGUGGUCCGUGCGCUUCAACACAUUCCAUGACCAACUGCUCCUCUCCAGCUCCAGUGACUGCAAAGUGCUGCUCACUUGUGCGGGGUCUGUGAGUUCGGAAACUCAGGCUCAGGCGGGACUAGAUGACUCCAACUUCAGUGGAGCAGAAACCGAGGAGAGGCACAAACUCCUGCCAGAUGGUCUGCUGCAGACUUUCGAUCAGCACGAGGACUCUGUGUACUGCGCCGAAUGGAGCAAUGUGGAUCCCUGGAUCUUUGCUUCCCUUAGUUACGAUGGCCGCGUCAUAAUAUCAAAGGUACCCAAGCAGUACAAGUACCAGAUUAUAUUUUAAGCCAACUCGUAAAUUAUUAUAAAUAUACCAUACAGAUAAACCUAACUAAUCCUUGGAUGUAGCGGAUUAAAUUUAAA